Messenger RNA from Brenthis ino (lesser marbled fritillary), 747 nucleotides. The record is from the annotation of a GenBank genome assembly. Lineage: Eukaryota; Metazoa; Arthropoda; Insecta; Lepidoptera; Nymphalidae.
AUGCCACGCACAAAACGGCCUGUUCGAAAACAAGAGAAAAUUGGUGAAGACGAUGAUACUUUGAAAAAACUAAACAAACUUGUGACUGACCUAAAGAACAAAAUCGACUCACGCACUCACAUGCAAUUGAGAAAUGUGGAACUUGCCUUCAAGAUAAUUUUGGGUUCUAUCAGUAGCACACAUUUGCAGAAAACUGUUGGACAGUUGAAAACAGAGCUUCAUCUCAAAGAAGUUCCAACAAUUACAAGAACAACAGCCAGGAAUUCUGCUCGUUCAGCUUCACAUGAUGAUGCGCCCCCGUCGGCGUCGCGCCGCUCGCGGUCGGCGGACGCGGCGGCGCGCGCCUCGCGGGCGCCGCGCACGCAGCAGCGGCGCCGCUCGCGCUCCGUGUACAAGACGCCCGCCUACAGCAAGAACGCGCCCUCCAACUAUCCCGUCAUCACGCCCAAGGUGGCGCCGCACACGCCGCUGACGGUGCUGCGGCAGCCGCGCGCCGGCGAGAUGGUGCUGUCCAUGUCGGGCUCGCCCGUCAUGGUGCCCUCAGUCUGCACGAUGAAUUCAGAUGACAAAGCAAAUUGCAACAUCCUUCUUCAGGAUGGUACGAUGCUGUCUCUACAGCCUAAACAUCUCCGGCAGUCCCAAGCUUACAUCCCAUUCUCACUCAUGGACUCGAAUGUGUUACUUCAGCUCAAAACCCUCAAAAACAACUUGGAUACGGUGGUCAAACUUGGUGAGAAAGCUAUGAAG